Molecule: messenger RNA, 465 nt
Organism: Cladophialophora psammophila CBS 110553
Lineage: Eukaryota; Fungi; Ascomycota; Eurotiomycetes; Chaetothyriales; Herpotrichiellaceae
Exons: 1
Coding region: 1-465 (154 amino acids)
Source: RefSeq, a predicted model, not a curated record
AUGGCGUCGCCAACAAUCCCGACUUUCUACCGCGUCUUCUUCAGCACCAUCGACCCCCUGAUCGCCCUUAGCGGCGCACUGACGCAGGUCUUCGCCCCGGCCACUAUCCUGACGCUCUACAACCCUUCGUCAGCCGCUCUCCCUCCAGCCAUCGAGACGACGGUGCUCCUCGACAGCACUGCUGGCUACCUGGUCUCGACCAUGUUCUUGCAGGUCGUCAUGCUACGGGCCCGGCCGGCAGAUCUGACCGUCUGGCGCUGUCUGCAGGGCAGCAUCCUCAUCCAGGACUUGGCCAUCAUCGGCGCCGUCGUGGGCGCUCUGAAAACCCAGCACCGCCUCGACUGGGGGCUGGUCACCGCCAAGGAGUGGUCUAACCUGGCCAUCCUCGCCGGCGUGGGCGCCCUCAGGGUGGCCUUUCUGCUGGGAAUCGGAGUGGGUGGGCGCGGAAAGGCGAAGAAGACUUGA